Molecule: messenger RNA, 1902 nt
Organism: Lepidothrix coronata (blue-crowned manakin)
Lineage: Eukaryota; Metazoa; Chordata; Aves; Passeriformes; Pipridae
Exons: 9
Coding region: 1-1902 (633 amino acids)
Biological process (GO): cellular response to fatty acid; protein import into mitochondrial matrix; G protein-coupled receptor signaling pathway
Cellular component (GO): mitochondrial outer membrane; plasma membrane
Molecular function (GO): G protein-coupled receptor activity; transmembrane protein transporter activity
Source: RefSeq, a predicted model, not a curated record
AUGCUGGUCCUCACCAUCUACAUCCUCACCUUUGCCGUGGGGUUCCCGGCCAACGUGUUCACCUUCACCACCCUGGUGGCCAAGGCCCGGCGGCACCGCCCGUCCCCGUCCGACCUGCUGCUGCUCAACCUGACGGCGGCCGACCUGCUGCUGCUGCUCUUCCUGCCCUUCAAGAUGGCCGAGGCGGCGGCGGGGAUGGUGUGGCCGCUGCCGGCCGCGCUCUGCCCCGUGGCCAACUUCUGCUUCUACUCCAGCAUCUACCUGAGCAGCCUGUUCCUGACGGCGCUGAGCGUCCGGCGCUACCUGGGCGUGGCGUUCCCGCUGCGGCUGCGGGGCCGGGGCCGCCUGGGCCGCGUGGCGGCCGCCAGCGCCGUGCUCUGGCUCCUGGCCUGCUCCCACUGCUCCAUCGUCUUCAUUGCCUCCUACCACGGCGGGGGGCUCGGGGCAGGGCAGCGGGGCGGGCUCAGGCCCCAUGAGCCAAAGACCCCCAACACUACCCUCAAUCCCCGUGACUCCAAGAUCUACCCCAACCUCUCCAAGACCCUCAAUCCCCAUUACUCCACGACCUAUCCCAACCACUCCAUGCCCCCCAACCUCUCCCCCUCCACCUCCCCUGCCCCCUCCAUCCCCUUCAGGUGCUACGACGACUUCUCUGAGGACCAGCUGAGCUUUGUCCUCCCGCUGCGCCUCGAGCUCUUCCUCGUCAUGUUCCUGGUGCCGUUCGGCGUCACCGUGUUCUGCUACGUCGGCUUCGUGCGGGCGCUGCUGGCGCGCCCCAACAUCCCACGGGCGAAGCGCCGGCGCGCCGUGGGCCUGGCCGUGGCCACCAUGGUCAACUUCGGGCUCUGCUUCGCCCCCUACAACGUGUCGCACGUGGUGGGCUUCGUGCAGGGCCGCAGCCCGCCCUGGAGGGUCUACGCGACGCUCCUGAGCAGCCUCAACGCCGCCAUCGACCCCCUCGUCUUCUACUUCUCGUCCGGUGCCGUGCGGGGGGCCCUGGCGGGGGUGGGGGCGGCGCUGCUGGGCAAGAUGGAGGGGGUGAAGCUGACGGUGAACAAGGGGCUCAGCAACCACUUCCAGGUGAACCACACGGUCGCCCUCAGCACUUUAGGGGAGUCCAACUACCAUUUUGGGGCCACCUACGUGGGCACGAAGCAGCUGAGUCCCACUGAGGCCUUCCCGGUGCUGGUGGGGGACAUGGACAACAGUGGGAGCCUCAAUGCCCAGGUGAUCCACCAGGUGACGGGGAGGCUCCGCUCCAAGGUGGCCUUCCAGACCCAGCAGGCGAAGUUUGUGAACUGGCAGGUGGACGGGGAGUAUCGGGGGAGCGACUUCACGGCUGCCCUGACCCUGGGGAACCCCGACAUCCUGCUGGGAUCAGGGAUCCUGGUGGCCCAUUACCUGCAGAGUGUGACCCCCACCCUGGCGCUGGGGGGGGAGCUGGUCUAUCACCGGCGCCCGGGAGAGGAGGGGGCCGUGGUGUCCCUGGCUGGGCGUUACACAGCCCCCACAUGGAUUGGGACCCUCACGCUGGGGCAGGCGGGGGCUCACGCCACCUACUACCAUCGGGCCAGCGAGCAGGGGCCUCGUCACCAUCCUCAUCUUCACCUUCGGCCUCGCCAUCGCCCGAGGGGCCUCGUCCUCAUCCUCGGCCUCACCUUCGGCCGAGGGACCCCCGUCCUCCUCGUCCACUUCAUCGCUGCCGUCCUGCCCAUCGUCACCCUCAUCAUCCUCAGCCCCGCUGCCCUUCACCUCCCUCCUCCCCUUCAUCUCCCUCCUCGCCCCCUCCUCCUCCUCCUCUCCCCCCCAGCUGCCGGCAGCCCCCACUCCCCCCCUUCCAAAGCCACUUUUGGGGGUCAUUCCCCCCCAUCUGGACUCACCCCCCUCCCCUCGGGGAAUUGA